UGGAUAUUAUCAUGACGUUAGUCUGUGAUAAGUUGAUGGGGAAGUAAUGUAAAUAUCUCCAUGACAUGUGCAAUGUUGAAGCAUGGUUGUCACUCCGCGAAAGAUGAAACAGGUUGCCUUCUUCGUGAUUUGUAUAAUAUUAGUGUUAGGAUUUUACAGAACAUUAGUCAAUCCAGAAGAUGAACAAUCUUUCGCCCGACUUCAUCCAAGAGAUCGUAAAUCUCGUCUGGAAGAUAUAAACGAGAUUGAAAAUGUCAAUGAAAAAAUUCAAGAGGCUGAAGAAAAUGUACGUUACACUGAUAUCAAAGAUAUCGAAGAAGCAAAAAUACGAAUUCGUGAAUUAGAGGGCAAACUGCAACAUCUUGAAGCUAAAAUUGAGAACAAAGUAUCAAAGGACUUUCCAACAGUCAAAUUUCUUAACUAUAAGAAUCGAAAGAGGAUAUUGGUGACAGGUGGAGCUGGCUUUGUUGGAUCACAUUUGGUCGACCGUUUAAUGCUUGCUGGCCACGAAGUAAUAGUUGUAGAUAAUUUUUUCACUGGCAGGAAACGUAAUGUUGAACAUUGGGUUGGCCAUGAAAAUUUUGAGCUUGUUCACCAUGACAUUGUUAGGCCUCUCUAUUUAGAAGUUGACGAAAUAUAUCACCUUGCUAGCCCAGCUAGUCCACCACAUUAUAUGCUUAAUCCAGUUAAAACGAUAAAAACAAAUACAUUAGGUACAAUAAAUAUCUUAGGUCUUGCAAAAAGAGUAGGGGCAAGAGUUUUAAUUGCUAGCACAUCUGAAGUUUAUGGAGAUCCUAAUGAACAUCCUCAAUCAGAAACUUAUUGGGGACAUGUAAAUCCUAUAGGUCCAAGAGCUUGUUACGACGAAGGAAAACGCGUAGCAGAAACAUUAAGCUAUGCAUAUAUGAGACAAGAAGGCAUUUCCGUGCGUGUUGCCCGAAUUUUUAACACAUUUGGGCCAAGGAUGCACAUGAAUGAUGGUCGAGUAGUUUCGAAUUUUAUUCUACAAGCGUUACAGAAUGACUCGAUUACGAUAUACGGUAGCGGAAAACAGACGCGAUCUUUUCAAUAUGUAUCCGACUUAGUCGAUGGAUUAGUUGCCCUAAUGGCGUCUAAUUACACUCAACCAAUAAACAUUGGAAAUCCUGUCGAGCAUACAAUAGAAGAAUUUGCCCUUAUAAUAAAGGAUCUAGUUGGUACUAAUAGUAAGAUAGUCGAACUUGCCGCGGUCGAAGAUGAUCCACAACGAAGGAGACCCGAUAUUACUAGAGCUAAGAAGUAUUUGAAUUGGGAACCGAAGGUUCCUUUAGCCGAAGGACUUAAAAAGACGAUAAUGUAUUUCGCUAAAGAAUUACAGAGGACGAAGCACUCUCAGAAAAUUAGUAUAAAACAAUCUUCCUACAAAAACGAUCACGAUAUAGUGGAGCAACUUUAGAAAAUAAAAUAUCAAAACGGUUAAUUUUUCCACUUUUAAAAAAGUGGUUUUGGAAAGUGCCAUUAUGCUAUGGACCACUACGUGCCAAAAAAUUCCCCGUCCAAAUUGAAUUUUUUAUAAUUUAGAAUAUCAACGAGUACAUAUUCUUAAUUUAAAAUGGAAGAAGAGAAUCGUUCGUCUUUAUGCAACCGAUAUUUAUUUUAACUCUGUUAAGAUAUUUAGCUAUUUACGAUGUUCCAUACAGAAUUUUAUUUAUUAAUCGUACGUAGUAGUAUUCAAUAGUAUUCAGUUCAAAUACCGAAUGCUUUGAAAGCAUACUACUUUAUUCGUGACAAAACGAAGAUCAAUUUAUCGUAUAGUUCUCAAAAUUCUUUAUCUAAUGAUUGUUUGUGUGGUGGUGGUGCUAGGGGAAAUUACCAAUAUCCUUUUUCCCUGUGUAAAAUAUUAGGCUAAAUUGGCAAUUUUAAAUGAUAUUCCUCUAAAUUUACUUAAUAUUUCUAUAUAAUCGAUUUCCCUUCAGCUGUACAUGUCUUUCUAUCAUAAAAUUUUCGUGAUGUAUAAUAGCGAUAUUAAUCAAUGUGCACUUGUAAUUAGUGAACAAAUUUUUCUGUCACCAAACUUUUUACCAUAGAAUCAAAACGUGUUUAUAAAGUUUCCCGAAUGUUCUUAUAAACCACAGCGUUUGGACGUUUGUAAUAUAUUAGUAGUCGUACCGUGUGAUACAUACGCGGUGUAAAUGUACUGUAAUAUUCUACUGUAAUAUUUCGUGAGUAUGUAAACAGGAAAGUAAUUUUAUACUGUACGAAAUAAUGUAUUGUACACGAGUGUAAGUGAGUAAAACACUUUUUGUAAAGACAA
Molecule: messenger RNA, 2293 nt
Organism: Bombus pascuorum
Lineage: Eukaryota; Metazoa; Arthropoda; Insecta; Hymenoptera; Apidae
Gene: Uxs
Product: UDP-glucuronic acid decarboxylase 1
Exons: 5
Coding region: 83-1435 (450 amino acids)
Biological process (GO): D-xylose metabolic process
Cellular component (GO): cytoplasm
Molecular function (GO): UDP-glucuronate decarboxylase activity; NAD+ binding
Source: RefSeq, a predicted model, not a curated record